AUGGCGUCUCUGCCUCCUCCCCCUCCUCCAGGAUGGGGUGCAGCUCCUCCCUCGAUGACGAUGGCGCCGCCGCCUCCGGGCUACCAACCACCGGCCGAUCCCAAUGUCGCAAAGUUCGCGCAAAAGAAGCACGAGUGGUUGCGCACGCAGCGCAGUCGCUUCGGUGAGAAGCGGAAGGCUGGAUUUGUUGAGACACAGAAGGCAGACAUGCCGCCAGAGCAUCUGCGAAAGAUUGUCAAAGACAUUGGUGAUGUUUCGCAAAGAAAGUACACCAAUGAGAAGCGCAGCUACCUCGGCGCGUUGAAGUUCAUGCCACACGCUGUCCUCAAGCUGCUCGAGAAUAUGCCGAUGCCUUGGGAGGCGGCCCGUGAAGUCAAGGUUUUGUAUCAUGUCAACGGAUGCCUAACCAUCGUUAACGAAACGCCGCGCGUAAUCGAACCCGUGUUCCAUGCUCAAUGGGCUACGAUGUGGAUGUGUAUGCGGCGCGAGAAGAGUGACCGACGCCAUUUCAAGCGCAUGCGUUUCCCUCCGUUUGACGACGAAGAGCCUCCUCUUUCGUGGUCGGAGAAUAUCGAAGACGUUGAGCCGCUGGAGCCUAUCCAGAUGGAGCUUGACGAAGACGAGGAUGGAGCUGUCUACGAAUGGUUUUACGAUCACCGACCUCUCCUUGACACUCCUCACGUGAAUGGACCUAGUUACAAGACUUGGAAUCUUUCGCUCCCACAGAUGGCAACUCUCCAUCGUUUAAGCCACCAACUGCUUAGCGAUGUUGUCGAUCAGAACUACUUCCACAUGUUCGAUUUGAACAGCUUUUUCACGGCAAAGGCUUUGAACGUAGCCAUCCCAGGAGGUCCCCGCUUCGAGCCUCUGUACAAAGACAUCGAUCCGAACGACGAGGAUUUCAGCGAAUUCAAUGCGAUCGAUCGCAUCAUUUUCCGCGCCCCUAUUCGAACCGAAUACCGCGUGACCUUCCCAUUCCUUUACAAUACCCUCCCCCGCAGCGUAAAGGUCGCUUGGUACUCCCAUCCUCAAGUGGUCUAUGUCCGUACUGAGGACCCGAAUCUACCCGCCUUUUAUUUCGACCCUGUCAUCAAUCCUAUAUCUUCCCGCUCUGUUGCACCAAAAAACAUCACUGUUAGCCACGAGGAUGAGAUUUUCGGCAUCGGCAACGACGAGGACGAGUUUGAGCUGCCCGAUGAGGUUGAGCCAUUCUUCGACGACGAGGAUCUCUACACCCCGGACACUGCUUCGGCAAUCGCUCUCUGGUGGGCUCCUCAUCCUUUUGACAAGCGAUCCGGAAAGAUGGUGCGUGCACAGGAUGUGCCUUUGGUCAAGCAAUGGUACCUGGAGCAUUGUCCCCAGGGCCAGCCCGUCAAAGUCCGCGUUUCUUACCAGAAAUUGCUGAAAACAUACGUGCUCAACGAACUGCACAAGAAUAAGCCCAAGCCUCAGAGCAAGCAAAAUCUCCUCAAGACUUUGAAGACGACCAAGUUCUUCCAGCAAACCACGAUUGACUGGGUUGAGGCUGGUCUGCAAGUCUGCCGGCAGGGUUUCAACAUGCUUAAUUUGCUGAUUCACCGAAAGAACUUGACCUACCUGCAUCUUGACUACAAUUUCAACUUGAAACCAGUCAAGACCUUGACCACCAAAGAGCGCAAGAAGUCACGUUUCGGCAAUGCAUUCCAUCUCAUGCGUGAAAUUCUACGAUUGACCAAAUUGAUCGUCGAUGCUCAGGUUCAGUAUCGGCUCGGUAACAUUGAUGCCUUCCAGCUGGCUGAUGGCAUCUUGUAUGCCUUCAACCACGUUGGUCAACUCACUGGUAUGUAUCGGUACAAGUACAAACUGAUGCAUCAAAUUCGUUCUUGCAAAGACUUGAAGCAUUUGAUUUAUUACCGCUUUAACUCAGGACCGGUCGGCAAGGGGCCAGGUUGCGGUUUCUGGGCUCCUGCCUGGCGUGUGUGGUUGUUCUUCAUGCGCGGAAUUAUCCCUCUCCUUGAGAGAUGGCUUGGAAAUUUGCUUUCCCGUCAGUUUGAGGGUCGCCACAGCAAAGGUGUCGCUAAGACAGUCACGAAGCAGCGAGUCGAGUCCCACUUCGAUCUUGAACUUCGUGCAUCCGUCAUGGCUGAUCUCAUGGAUAUGAUGCCCGAGGGAAUCAAGCAGAACAAAGUCAACGUUGUGUUGCAGCACUUGUCCGAAGCUUGGAGAUGUUGGAAGAGUAACAUUCCUUGGAAGGUCCCUGGACUUCCAGCGCCCAUUGAGAACAUCAUUCUCCGAUACGUCAAAAGCAAGGCUGAUUGGUGGAUUUCCGUUGCCCACUACAAUCGUGAGCGGAUUCGCCGCGGUGCGACCGUUGACAAGACAGUGGCAAAGAAAAACCUUGGUCGUCUGACUCGUCUCUGGCUGAAGUCAGAGCAAGAGCGCCAGCAUAACUACCUGAAAGAUGGUCCGUAUGUGUCGUCUGAGGAGGCCGUGGCCAUCUACACCACCAUGGUCCACUGGCUCGAGUCCCGCAAGUUUUCGCCUAUUCCUUUCCCCAGCGUUUCAUACAAGCAUGAUACCAAGAUUCUUAUCUUGGCCCUUGAGCGUCUUCGCGAAUCAUACUCUGUCAAGGGUCGUUUGAAUCAGAGCCAGCGAGAAGAACUCGCCCUCAUCGAACAAGCCUACGACUCCCCUGGCACAACACUAGCCAGAAUCAAGCGCUUCCUUCUGACUCAGCGUGCAUUCAAGGAGGUUGGCAUCGACAUGAACGACAACUACAACAACAUCAAUCCGGUCUAUGACAUUGAGCCAAUUGAGAAGAUUACCGACGCAUAUCUAGACCAGUAUCUCUGGUACCAGGCUGAACAGCGUCACUUGUUCCCUGCUUGGAUCAAGCCGUCAGACUCCGAGGUUCCCCCGCUUCUGACAUACAAGUGGACUCAGGGAAUCAACAACCUAUCCAACGUGUGGGAGACAGCAGAUGGCGAGACGAAUGUGAUGAUCGAAACUGAGCUUUCGAAGGUCUAUGAGAAGAUUGAUCUUACUCUUCUGAACCGCAUGCUUCGCCUCAUCAUGGAUCACAAUCUUGCAGAUUACAUCACCUCAAAGAACAAUGUGCAGCUGAGCUACAAAGACAUGAACCACACAAAUAGCUAUGGUCUCAUUCGUGGCUUGCAGUUUUCUGGGUUCGUGUUCCAGUACUACGGUCUGAUGAUCGAUCUCUUGCUCCUUGGCCUUCAGCGAGCCAGCGAGAUGGCAGGUCCUCCUCAGAGCCCGAAUGAUUUCCUGCAGUUCCGCGACAAGGCUACCGAGACCCGUCACCCAAUUCGACUCUACACCCGUUACGUCGACAAGAUUUGGGUCUUCUUCCGAUUCCAAGCAGACGAGUCUCGCGAUCUCAUUCAGCGAUUUUUGACGGAGAAUCCUGAUCCCAACUUUGAAAAUGUGAUCGGGUAUAAGAACAAAAAAUGCUGGCCGCGCGAUUGUCGUAUGCGCUUGAUGCGUCAUGACGUGAACCUCGGUCGCGCUGUCUUUUGGGACUUGAAGAAUCGCCUUCCCAGGUCUAUCACUACCAUUGAUUGGGAUGAUACUUUCGCCAGUGUUUACAGCAAGGACAACCCGAACCUGCUGUUUUCCAUGAACGGGUUUGAGGUCCGCAUUCUUCCCAAGAUCCGGAAUCAAAACGAAGAAUUCUCGGUCAAGGAUAGUGUGUGGUCUCUUGUGGACAGCUCGACCAAAGAACGAACUGCCCACGCAUUCCUUCAAGUGACCGAGGAGGACAUUCAGAAGUUCAACAACCGCAUCCGACAGAUUUUGAUGUCUUCUGGAUCGACUACUUUCACAAAGAUUGCAAACAAGUGGAACACAGCUCUUAUUGCUCUCUUCACCUACUAUCGCGAGGCUGCUGUUUCCACUGUCAAUCUGCUUGAUACCAUAGUCAAGUGUGAGACCAAGAUCCAGACCCGCGUCAAGAUCGGACUUAACUCGAAGAUGCCCUCGCGCUUCCCUCCUGCCGUAUUCUACACACCAAAGGAGCUGGGAGGACUGGGUAUGAUAUCUGGAUCUCACAUUCUUAUCCCUACUAGCGACAAACGCUGGUCGAAGCAGACUGACACUGGAAUCACCCAUUUCCGUGCUGGUAUGUCGCACGAUGAAGAAACCUUGAUUCCCAAUAUCUUCCGAUACAUCAUCCCCUGGGAAGCGGAAUUCAUCGACUCCCAGCGCGUUUGGAUGGAGUAUUCCCAGAAGCGUCUGGAGGCCCAGCAGCAGAACCGCCGAUUGACGCUUGAAGAUCUUGAGGACAGUUGGGACCGUGGUCUUCCACGUAUCAACACUCUGUUCCAAAAGGAUCGUAGUACGCUCAGCUUCGACAAGGGUUUCCGACUCCGUGCUGAAUUCAAGCAAUACCAGUUGAUGAAGAGUAAUCCCUUCUGGUGGACAAGUCAGCGACAUGAUGGUAAACUCUGGAACUUGAACGCCUACCGAACUGAUGUCAUCCAGGCACUGGGCGGUGUUGAAACCAUUCUUGAGCAUACUCUAUUCAAGGCAACAGCUUUCCCGUCAUGGGAGGGUCUCUUCUGGGAGAGAGCUUGUCUUGCAAAGGGGACUCGACUCCUCCGUUACGACGGCUCUGAGGUUAACGUUGAGGACGUUAAGGAGGGCGAUCAGCUUCUGGGUCCUGACGGCCAGCCUCGUAUUGCAUUCAAUAUCGUGAGUGGCGAGGACCGUUUGUACCGCAUCAAACUUGGCGCCUCAAAGGAAGACCUAGUUGUCACUCCCAACCAUAUUCUGGUUCUGCACCGCGAGAGAAGCGAAAACGCGGAGCAAUACGAUACUGUCGAGAUGACAGCGGAAGAAUUUGCUUCGCUUUCCCCCGAAGUGCGCAGUACCUACCGUGCUUUCCGCUCACCAGAGUUCGCGCACCCCGAUCAGAAAGUCCCUGGGGAACCCCAGAUGCACAACUUCACGAUCGAGGAUAUCAGCCUGGAAGCGCAUGCAACACAAUGGGCUGGUUUCCGAGUCGACAAAGAUCAGCUCUACUUGCGUCACGAUUACCUUGUCCUGCACAAUUCUGGAUUCGAAGAGAGCAUGAAAUUCAAGAAACUCACCAACGCCCAAAGGUCUGGUUUGAAUCAGAUUCCCAAUCGUCGUUUCACUUUGUGGUGGUCUCCCACUAUCAAUCGUGCCAACGUCUACGUCGGUUUCCAAGUCCAACUUGAUCUGACUGGUAUCUUCCUGCACGGCAAGAUUCCCACUCUGAAAAUCUCUUUGAUUCAGAUUUUCCGCGCCCAUUUGUGGCAGAAGAUUCAUGAAUCUGUGGUUAUGGAUCUCUGUCAGGUCUUCGACCAAGAGUUAGAGCAGCUCGGAAUUGAGGCUGUGCAGAAGGAGACUAUUCAUCCUCGUAAGUCAUACAAGAUGAAUAGCUCCUGUGCCGAUAUCCUUCUUUUCGCGACAAAUAAGUGGAACGUGACACGUCCUUCGUUGUGCUUCGACACGAAGGAUGUAUACGAGCCAACCACAACGAACAAGUUCUGGCUUGAUGUGCAACUCAGGUACGGCGACUACGACUCUCACGACAUCGAGCGCUACGUUCGUGCCAAGUACCUCGAUUACACGACCGAUAGCAUGAGUAUCUACCCAUCUGCGACUGGACUGAUGGUUGGCAUUGACCUUGCCUACAAUCUGUGGUCUGCUUACGGUCAAUACUUCCCGGGCCUGAAGACUUUGAUUCAGCAAGCUAUGGCCAAGAUUAUGAAGGCAAACCCUGCACUCUAUGUCCUUCGCGAGCGUAUCCGCAAGGGUCUUCAAUUGUACGCGUCCGAGAGCAACCAGGAAUUCCUGAAUUCCCAAAAUUACUCUGAACUUUUCAGUCCCCAAAUCCAGCUGUUCAUUGAUGACACCAACGUGUAUCGUGUCACGAUCCACAAGACAUUCGAAGGUAACUUGACCACCAAGCCUAUCAACGGUGCGAUCUUCAUCUUCAAUCCUCGCACUGGACAGCUGUUCCUGAAGAUCAUCCACACCAGCGUUUGGGCCGGUCAGAAGCGUCUUGGUCAGUUGGCGAAAUGGAAAACUGCCGAAGAAGUUGCUGCUCUCAUUCGAUCUCUCCCUGUUGAAGAGCAACCGAAGCAGCUGAUUGUCACUCGCAAGGGUCUUCUUGAUCCUCUCGAGGUUCACCUGCUUGACUUCCCCAACAUUUCAAUUCGAGCCUCCGAACUUCAGCUGCCCUUCCAAGCUGCUAUGAAGGUGGAGAAGCUGGCAGACAUGAUUCUUCGAGCCACGGAGCCCCAGAUGGUUCUGUUCAACUUGUACGAUGAGUGGCUCAAGUCCAUCUCUCCCUACACAGCCUUCUCUCGCCUCAUCCUGAUCCUUCGUGCUCUUCAUGUCAACAUUGACAAGGCCAAGAUUAUCCUUCGACCCGACAAGACUGUGAUCACUCAGGAACAUCACAUCUGGCCUUCGCUGUCCGAUGAGGACUGGAUCAAAGUCGAAGUCCAACUCCGUGACUUGAUCUUGAACGACUAUGGCAAGAAGAACAAUGUCAACGUACAGAGUCUGACCAGUUCUGAAGUUCGUGACAUCAUUCUGGGUAUGGAGAUUAGUGCGCCCUCUCUUCAGCGUCAGCAGGCCGCCGAGAUCGAGAAACAGCAGGAAGAAGCCAAGCAGUUGACAGCUGUCACGACUAAGACCCAGAAUGUUCGCGGAGAAGACAUCAUUGUCACGACCACCUCGCAAUAUGAACAGCAAUCUUUCGCUUCGAAGACUGAAUGGCGUACCCGCGCCAUUGCCACGUCGAAUUUGCGCACUCGGUCCAACAACAUCUACGUGUCAUCCGACGAUAUUCGCGAAGAGGGCUACACUUACAUCAUGCCCAAGAAUAUCCUGAAGCGAUUUAUUACCAUUGCCGAUCUCCGUGUUCAGGUUACUGGUUACAUCUAUGGUAGCUCACCCCCUGACAAUGACCAGGUUAAGGAGAUCCGCACUAUUGUUAUGGUUCCCCAGGUUGGAAAUACUAGGGAUGUGCAGUUACCCCACCAGCUUCCUCAACACGACUACCUGAACGGCCUGGAGCCACUGGGUGUGAUUCACACUGUCUCUGGAAAUGAGCCACCGUACAUGUCUGCGGCGGACGUGACGCAGCACGCCCGCCUGAUGAACUCCCAUUCUUCUUGGGAAAAAAAAACCGUCACCAUGACAGUGUCUUUCACCCCAGGCUCUGUGUCUUUGGCUGCCUGGGCUCUCACCCCUGAAGGAUACAAGUGGGGCGCCGAGAACAAAGACAUGAGCUCUGACCAGCCACAGGGCUUCUCUACUAGCAUGGGAGAGAAAUGCCAGCUGCUGCUGAGUGAUCGCAUUCGCGGUUACUUCUUGGUGCCCGAGGAUAAUCUGUGGAACUACAGUUUCAUGGGUAGCUCGUUUGGCAGUGUCGAGAAACGACCCAUCUAUGUCAAGAUCGAUACUCCACUCCGCUUCUACGAUGACCAACACCGCCCUCUGCACUUCCAGAAUUUCGCGGAACUGGAAGACAUUUGGGUGGAUCGGACAGAUAACUUUGAGUAG
Molecule: messenger RNA, 7539 nt
Organism: Penicillium oxalicum
Lineage: Eukaryota; Fungi; Ascomycota; Eurotiomycetes; Eurotiales; Aspergillaceae
Gene: prp8
Product: U4/U6-U5 snRNP complex subunit PRP8
Exons: 2
Coding region: 1-7539 (2512 amino acids)
Biological process (GO): spliceosomal tri-snRNP complex assembly; mRNA splicing, via spliceosome; intein-mediated protein splicing
Cellular component (GO): catalytic step 2 spliceosome; U5 snRNP
Molecular function (GO): U5 snRNA binding; U2 snRNA binding; U6 snRNA binding
Source: RefSeq, a predicted model, not a curated record